Messenger RNA from Brenthis ino (lesser marbled fritillary), 198 nucleotides. NCBI's taxonomy places the organism in Eukaryota, Metazoa, Arthropoda, Insecta, Lepidoptera, Nymphalidae. The record is from the annotation of a GenBank genome assembly.
AUGCAGGAUGCACUCGAAACUGGCUGUGAAAAGUGUACUCAAACUCAACAGGAUAAAAUUACCAUCAUGUUGGAUCAUGUGAUUAAGCACGAACGUGGUAUUUGGAAGCAGUUGACCGACAGGUUUGAUCCUGAUGGUGUCUGGAGGAAGAAAUACGAAGAGCGCGCAAGAGCAAAAGGCAUUAUAAUUCCUCUAGAU